AAAUGAUGACAGAUUUUUCAUUAUUUUGGGUGAAAUAACUAACCCUUUAAGCUAUGUGCAUGAACCUGCUUUACAUAUCUCUUUGGCCUCUACCUUUUACCCUAAUACUUUGUUGAUUUAUGAGUGGCAUGACUUUUUUAAAUCUAUAUACUAGGUUAAUAAUUAUACCAGACAGUCCAGCACAUGAGGCAGGAUACUGUUGAUCUCACACUCUCACACUAUCGCUGGCAAUCAUGAGACUUAUAGUCUGUUUCCUUUCUCUGCUCACUGUGUUCGGCCCUGGAAAGUGUGGGAAUAUUUUAGUUUGGUAUACUGAGGGCAGUCACUGGAUCAAUCUGAAGAUUGUGUUGGAAACACUGGUUGACAGGGGACACAAUGUCACAGUGCUGGUGCCUGACGCCUCUCUCUUCAUGAAAGCUAAAAGAUCAGAUCGCUUCUCCUACCAGCCCUUUAACGUGUCCAUGGAUGAACAGGAGAUGCGAGACUUCAUUGAUGAAUUUCUGCAUUUCUCAGUGUAUGAGAUGGAUCAGUUAAACUUACUGCAGAUUCUAAUGAAAUUUUAUGAGUUAGCUUCAAAACAUCAGGCCAUGUCUCUGGCACACUGUGAAGGCAUUCUGAAAUCUCUGGAGUUGAUGGACAAAUUGCGGAAUGGAAAGUUUGAUGUUGUUCUGUCAGAUCCGAUCUAUGCGUGCAGCGAUAUUGUGGCUGAAGAGCUGGACAUUCCCUUGGUUUACACGUUCAGAUUCUCCAUCGCUCACGUUGCAGAGCGGAUGUGUGGUCAGAUACCAGCGCCACCAUCAUAUGUUCCUGGAGCCAUGAGUAAACUCACUGACGAGAUGAGCUUCACAGAGCGAAUCUUCAAUAUGCUGUUCUACCUUUCACAAGAUGCUUUGGCCAUUAUUGCUUGGAAAAAAUUUGACAACUAUUACACUGAAUAUUUAGACGGCAGUCACUGGAUCAAUCUGAAGAUCGUGUUGGAAACAUUGAUUGACAAGGGACACGAUGUCACAGUGCUGGUGCCUGACGCCUCUCUCUUCAUGAAAGCUAAAGAUUCGGAUCGCUUCUCCUACCAGCCCUUUAACGUGUCCAUUGAUGAACAGGAGAUGCGAGACUUCCUUGAUGAAUUUCUGUAUUUCUCAGUGUAUGAGAUGGAUCAGUUAAACUUACUGCAGAUUCAGAAGAAAAUCUUCGAGUUUUCUUACACACUUAUGAAUAUGUCUCUGGCGCACUGUGACGGCAUUCUUAAAUCUCCGGAGUUGAUGGACAAAUUGCGGAAUGGAAAGUUUGAUGUUGUUCUGUCAGAUCCGAUCUACCAGUGCAGCGAUAUUGUGGCUGAAGAGCUGGGCAUUCCCUUGGUUUACACGUUCAGAUUCUCCAUCGCUCACGCUGCAGAGCGGAUGUGUGGUCAGAUACCAGCGCCACCAUCAUAUGUUCCUGGAGCCAUGAGUAAACUCACUGACAAGAUGAGCUUCACAGAGCGAAUCUUCAAUAUGCUGUUCUACCUUUCUCAAGAUGCUUUUGCCAUUUUUGCUUGGAAAAAAAUUGACAACUAUUACACUGAAUAUUUUGGACGACCCACUUCCUAUUGUGAGAUGAUGGGUAAAGCUGAUAUCUGGUUAAUCAGAACCUACUGGGAUUUUGAGUUUCCACGGCCAUUCCUGCCCAACUUCAAAUACAUUGGAGGGCUUCACUGCACCCCUGCCAAGCCAUUACCCAAGGACAUGGAGGAGUUUGUACAGAGCUCAGGGGAUGAUGGGAUUGUGGUCUUCACUCUGGGGUCUUUGAUAGACAAAAUGCCCAAAGAAAUAAGCAACAAGAUCGCCUCUGCACUGGCACAGAUCCCACAGAAGGUCUUGUGGCGAUACGGUGGAGAGAAGCCAGAUACUCUGGGUGAAAACACCAGAAUCUAUAAGUGGAUCCCUCAGAAUGAUUUAUUGGGCCACCCCAAAACCAGAGCAUUUAUCACUCAUGGGGGCACUAAUGGCAUAUACGAGGCCAUAUAUCAUGGUGUGCCGAUGGUCGGGAUCCCCUUGUUCGGUGACCAGCCAGAUAAUUUGGCUCAUAUGAAGGCCAAAGGGGUUGCAGUUGUCAUGGACAACAUCAAGAACAUGCAGCCGCAAGAGCUGGUGGAUGGACUCAAUGCUGUCAUUAAUGACACCUCGUAUAAAGAGAACACUAUGCAUUUGUCCAGGAUUCAUCAUGACAGACCAAUAAAGCCUUUGGAUGAGUCUGUGUUCUGGAUUGAGUUCGUCAUGCGCAAUAAAGGUGCUAAACACCUGCGUGUAGAAGCGCACAACCUUACCUGGUACCAGUACCACUGUCUGGAUGUGUUCGCUUUUCUGUUCACCAUCCUGACUGUAGUCCUCUACGUCUUCUUCAAAUUGUGCAAAUUCUUCAUAAUGCGGUGCUGUUUUAGAUCAAAGCGGAAAAGCAAAAAAGAGUAACAGUUUUUUUGCACUAAACAUUUUGUCUCCACCCGCACCAUGGGAUGUCCUUCUUGAGGUCCUGUAGCUCAAAAAAAUAUCCUAUCAACCCAUCAUUUCCAUCUCUAACUUCAGCUGUCAAUGGGAUGUUCCUCAUUACCUCAUCACUCAACUUUGGAUGGGCUCUCAUUUUACAAUAAAAAACCUGAACGCAGUAAUUCUUAAGUAUAAUAAUUCUUAUUUUCCCCCUUUGUUUCUGUAACCUUGUUUUGAUUGGUUUGAGAUUGUAAGCAACUACUCUUACUGUUUUGAAAUUGUCUAUAUUGUAAAAAGCACUAUACCAAUACAUUUGAAUUGAGUUAUUUAUUUGAUCUAUUUACUUUUGCUGUAGCGUUUGUACUGUGGUUUACUCUUGAAAUUCAAUCUUGUAGCACUAAUA
This is a messenger RNA of Ctenopharyngodon idella (grass carp), 2862 nucleotides long. Its product is annotated as UDP-glucuronosyltransferase 2B15-like. Lineage: Eukaryota; Metazoa; Chordata; Actinopteri; Cypriniformes; Xenocyprididae. The transcript has 8 exons. The record is from RefSeq and is a predicted model, not a curated record. Gene Ontology annotation, molecular function: UDP-glycosyltransferase activity. The coding region runs from base 234 to 2444 and encodes 736 amino acids.